UCGCACCGAAUCCUUCGUUUUUGUCUCGGGUUUUGAUUUGCUUUAUUUACGAGGGUUUGAUUGUAAAAAACGUGAAACCGACGAGGCGUUGUCUUCGGUGGCGGGCGGACUUUUUGUUCCUCCCGAUCCAUGAUCGCCGCUUUGCCCGUAUGCUGAACUCGCGGAAGAAGUUCCGGACCGGCGGCAGUGGCGGCGGAGUUUCCCGGCUUCUCGCCGGUCUCCGCCCUCCCGAGCAGGGUGGAUCGCUCGUCGUCCAGACUGGCUUUCCCACCUCGCUCGCCGACCUCGUCGUCAAAAACCGCGACCGGUUGAAGAAGCCCUCGCGGAGGAAGAAGCCGCCUCCGCCACCCGGGUUCGACUCCGGCGAUUCCACUGCCUUCGCCUCCUCCUCCUCCACCUUCGCAUCCUCUUCCAUCUCAGCUCCUCCGUCCAAUGUUAGUCCUCGACCCGGUCCCAAUCCCCCCGUUCUGGAGGCAGAUUCGUGCUCUCCGUCGCCUCUCGCAUUUUCCGUGACGGCGAGUAGAAGGAUCGAGUUUCUUUUGGUUGUGAUGGUGAUUUUGAUGGCUCUGGCGAUCGAAAGGAGGAAACUUGUAGCUGCAAUCGUGCUGUCCGCCUUUGCUCUACGGCUCUUGGAUCGGAAUGGGUUUCUUCUGCUUUGGUUCUCGAAUCCGCGCUCGAAAGCGGAGAGCACGCUCAAUUCGUCCGUCAAAGAUUGUGAAUUAGAAGGACGGGGAGUGGUUUCGCCGAUCAGGGAAAUCGCCACCGAUAGCUCUCCGGAAACUGCAAGAUCAGAGAGGAGCUCUGUUGAUUUGAUCCAGCAGAAAGGGGUCCCGUUGAAAAGGAGAGACGUCGAGAAGGUUCACCUCGAACCUGAUCCCGUUCCGAAGGCCAAUUCAAAAUUGAAGAAGUUUCUGAGAAAAUUUCUUUCGAAGAAAUUUCGCCGGCGAAAGUGUCACAAGGAAACAGAAGCGCUCGUCCCGGAUUCCACUAAAAAUGCAAUCUUGGAUAAGGUUACCGAAAUAGAGGAGGAAAGCAAUGGCGACGCAGAUCCCGACAUUGAAAAUGAAGAAAACACUGUGAGCAUCGUUGCCUCUGAUGAAGUUUCUGAUCACGAUAUCAGAUUAUUUCAAGAGGACGUGCCUGAAACAAAAUCUAGGAACUCCCAGGUGAAGCAACUUCUGGAGAAGAAUGAUGAAGGGCAUGUGAUUGCAACUUGCCGGAACCCUAACCAAGCAACGGGCCUUCUCAAACUAAAAAAUAAAUUUUUGGAACGCCUAAGCAUAUUGCCUUUGGAUGUAACCAAGGAAAACACCAUAGAGGCAGCAGCAACCACUGUGAAAGAGAGCUUUGGUAAACUGAAUCUGCUAAUUAAUGCUUCUGGGAUUCUUUCGAUACCAGAUGUCCUCCAACCAGGUUAAGCUCGUAACUACAGCUGUCUAGAUUUCUUUCAGUGUAGAUGGCCAGUGUGAGCUUGUGCUUAUGGACUUUGUUGUAUCUGUAUGGCUUUAUUGUUCAACUUGAAAUAAACUCCUUGAAUAAUUGCAAUAAUGAAACAACUUUGAGCAAAGUACAGAAAUCAUCUCUCCUUCUUGCAUACGAAGUUAAUGCUAUCGGUCCUAUUUUGGUUAUCAAGCACAUGUUGCCGCUGUUGAAGGCUGGCGGUGGCUUUGGAACUGAAAAGAAGCAUGCCAUUAUUGCAAGCUUAAGUGCUAGAGUGGGCUCAAUAGGGGAUAAUGGUUUGGGAGGAUGGCAUUCUUAUCGUGCUUCUAAAACAGCACUAAACCAAUUGACAAAGACGAUAUGUGUAGAGUUUGGUCGGAAGAAGGACCCAAUUGUUUGCAUCUUGUUGCAUCCGGGAACAGUGGACACAGAUCUUUCACGGCCAUUCCAGAGAAAUGUUCCGCCUGGCAAGCUCUUCACAAAGGAGUUUUCUGUGCAAAAUAUGUUGAGCAUCAUAGACAAUGUUAAAAGCAGCGAUAAUGGAAAAUUCUUCGCAUGGGAUGGUCAAGAGAUUCCCUGGUAGAAUGAUGCUACAAACAAAUCACUUGUCACCCUCAAAACGCCUCCAAGCUCACGGUCUGUCUUCAUCUUGUUAUGGUAUAUAUUGUACUCAUCUUUUUUCUCCAUGAACACAACUUGUAUCCAAAUCUUUUUAUUGGUUGAAUUUUUUUUUAUCUGAUAAGAAUACUUUAAUUUGGUUCGA
This is a messenger RNA of Zingiber officinale, 2203 nucleotides long. Its product is annotated as C-factor-like. The transcript has 6 exons. The coding region runs from base 150 to 1418 and encodes 422 amino acids. NCBI's taxonomy places the organism in Eukaryota, Viridiplantae, Streptophyta, Magnoliopsida, Zingiberales, Zingiberaceae. The record is from RefSeq and is a predicted model, not a curated record.